This is a messenger RNA of Priapulus caudatus, 1517 nucleotides long. RefSeq names its product Kv channel-interacting protein 1-like. NCBI's taxonomy places the organism in Eukaryota, Metazoa, Priapulida, Priapulimorpha, Priapulimorphida, Priapulidae. The record is from RefSeq and is a predicted model, not a curated record. The coding region runs from base 4 to 777 and encodes 257 amino acids. Gene Ontology annotation, molecular function: calcium ion binding. The transcript is spliced from 7 exons.
UGGAUGUGGGCCGCGGCUCAAACAGCCGCCGUGCGCGAGCUAGAUCCGGCAUCGUCUGCAGCGGGUAGCACUAGUGUGUGUGAUGCAGCCACGCAGUGGACGCACCCGACAAUGCUUAGUCUUGUGCCCUUGUUGAAGUUAAAGGGAAUGUUCAAGGCGAAAGGAGGUAGGAGCAGAUCGGGUACAGAUCAUGAUAUGGAUGACUUGGAAAUGCAAGUGGUUAGAUAUAAGCCUGAGGGGUUGGAUGCACUUUGUAAGACGACCCGAUUCAGUCGAAAGGAGCUUCAGAUGAUGUACAGAGGAUUUAAACAGGAAUGCCCCACGGGCAUGGUGAAUGAAGACACGUUCAAGGAUAUCUACGCACAGUUCUUUCCACAAGGCGAUGCCAGUCAAUAUGCUCACUACGUGUUCCAACUGUUUGACCAGAAUCGCAAUGGACAUAUAAGUUUUGAGGACUUCGUCCUCGGACUGUCGGUCCUCGCGCGCGGAACCGUCACCGAGAAACUCAACUGGGCUUUCAACCUGUACGACAUCAACCACGAUGGCUACAUCACCAAGGACGAGAUGCUGGACAUCGUGUCGUCGAUCUACGAUAUGCUCGGCGCCUACACGGAGCCGAUGGUGGAGGAGAACACGGCCCACGAUCACGUCGAGGCCGUCUUUGAGAAGAUGGAUCUGAACAAAGAUGGCGUCAUAACGCUAGAUGAAUUCAUGGAAUGUUGUCUAAAGGAUGAUGCGAUUAUUAGGGGCUUGGCUGUACUAGACACCGUGUUGUGAUGUCCUCAGCAGACGGUUCGCGCAGCGCCAUCUGUGGGAUAAAACGACGAAAUAAGCCUUCCUGUUCAUCGAUCGGAUGUCUGCCUGAUUGUCGACAGUGCACUCGGCUGCCACAGUUGGUAGACAUCGGCACGACUCUGGAUAUUACGGACAUGAGAGCUUAAAUAUGAAGACUGCAACAGUAGAAUGUGUGCGAUACGCAAUUCGCGUGCACCGCGCAGACGACAGUCUUCGUCUCUCUCGCGGUAUCACGCGGAGGCGGUCACGUGUCAGGAGCAUCGUAUUUCACGUGAUUAGUCGACUUUCCGCUGAAGAACAUGAAUAUACUCACAAUGAAAUACAUGCCCGAGUGACACGUACGCGUCAUCCGCCGAAAUGUGAAAUGACGUCACUGUCGUGCGCGCUGUUCGCGUGCACGCUCUACCCCCAGUGCGUAUGACGUCAUAGAGACAGUCGUUUCGGUCGAACCGCGCAUGCGUGCGAACGCCGGAUAUUCGAGAAGCGGCGAGCGACGGCGGAAGGACGCAUCUGGAGGUGUGCCGAACAUGUGCCGCACGGCAGGAGAAACGAAACAUCGACGGACCGGCUAAAGACGCAGAAGCCACGAGGAGGGCGGACGGAUGGCGGAUUUACGGAUGGAAGGUCUUCGGUGUGUGUGAAGCCCCAUCACGCCUCCUCGCGCGCACUGUCGCGGCGGUCGCGGCGGUCGCGGCGGUCGCGGUUUGCGUGUAAUACGCGUG